AUGGCUGUGUCUCAAAUUCAAUGCGCUGCCUUUCUUUCUCUCUUCUUUUGCUUCCUAAUUGCUUCAACUGAGAUGAUGCAAAAGGCAGAAGCACUUGGUUGUGAAAAGCCUAGCACAACAUGGUCAGGGCCUUGCUUGUUUAGUGAUGAUUGUAACAACCAAUGCAUCAAUUGGGAGGGAGCUGUUCAUGGAGAGUGUAGUUUUGCACUUGGCCCUGAAUGCUUUUGCUACUUCUGCUGA
Nicotiana tabacum (common tobacco) is the source of this 240-nucleotide messenger RNA. The record is from RefSeq and is a predicted model, not a curated record. Lineage: Eukaryota; Viridiplantae; Streptophyta; Magnoliopsida; Solanales; Solanaceae.